AUGGAUAUUAAGGCUGGAACAACUGAGGUGGCUCACCUUGAGUCUGCCUUGUCCAAACCAACACAUCACAAUUCCACAGGAACAGUCACCUUGCUCGAGGGAGGAGAAAUUAUCUUGAUUCCCACCCCUUCUCCUGAUCCACGUGAUCCACUCAACCUCCCUAAUUACCAGAAAUGGGCUAUUGAUAUUAUUCUAGGGAUGUUCGCUGUUUUUAGUGUCCUCAUAACUUCCGGCAUGGGUCCCAUUCUGACCAAUAUUAUGGCCUUCUACGAUAAUGACCCUCGAACGACAGACCUGAUGACCUAUCCGACUUUGUUUAUGGGGAUUGGGAACAUUAUUGCUAUGCCACUUGCGAUGGCCAUCGGUCGUCGUCCUGUAUUCUUGGCUUCUGUUUUGAUCCUCACUGUGGGCUCUAUUUGGUGCGCUGCAAGUCAGAGCCUGGACUCCCAUAUUGCUGGUCGGAAUAUUCUUUCUUUGGCAGCUGGGCAAUCCGAGGCUUUAUGUCCAUUGAUCAUCCAGGAAAUACACUUCGUUCACGAGCGUAGUAGCAAGCUCGCCUGGUUCAGUGCCACACAAUCCAUCGGCACCGCAGCCCUCACCAUCGCCACAGCGUAUAUCGUCAACGCCCUCGGUUGGCGAUGGUGCGACGCAUAUGAAGGCCUUGUCCACAUCUACCACGAAGGCGAGCCCGUCUCCGUUGUCCGAGCCACUCAAAAAACCAGAGUUCUAAUCGACAACACACGGUACAAAGCCCGCACGCUAUCCCACAGCCUGAAAAUAUUCCACGGGCCAGCGGACUGGUCAAAAGCCAUCACCUGCGGGAAGCAAAUGGCGCAGUGUCUUCUCUUCCCUAAUAUCCUCUGGGUGAUUCUAUUGAACAGUGUUGCGCUUGGUAUCUACGUGAUCGUCGUCACUGAAUUCGGCACCAUCCUCUCAAGUCCUCCGUAUAAUUACCCAUCCUCAGCCUUGGGUCUCGUUCAAGGCGGCCAAAUCGUCGUAUCUUUCUUAUUGGUUCCGGUCCUGGGAUACGGCGGCGACCAGCUCACGCGGUGGAUCGCAAAACACCGCAAUGGCGUCGCCGAGCCUGAAAUUCGUCUCAUUCCAAUGGUUCUUCCCGUUGCAGCUCUCAUUAUCUCAUCCGUGAUUUUCGGACGCGCGGGCUCGAGCCCAUACGAGUGGUCCCCAUGGGCAAUAACAAUAACUUUCAACGGGAUAUAUUUUGCUUUUAUUGGUGUCAUAUUGGUCGGGUAUACAUACUCGCUUGAUAGUUAUCCAGAACGAGCAGCGCCCAUUUUAGUGCUCAUUUGCGCUAUCAGAGGUCUCAUUUCGUUUGGAAUUUCGUUCGGGGUUACGAAAUUUGUGACGGAGCAAGGGUAUCAAGGGGCUUUUAAUAUUUGCGCUAGUAUUACUGGUGCUGUUGCAGUUUUGGGCUUGCCGGUAUUUUUGUGGGGGCACAAAAUCAGAGCAAUCACUAUGAAGUAUGCAGUCGAUCACAAAACUGCCCAGGGGUGA
Molecule: messenger RNA, 1512 nt
Organism: Penicillium cosmopolitanum
Lineage: Eukaryota; Fungi; Ascomycota; Eurotiomycetes; Eurotiales; Aspergillaceae
Exons: 5
Coding region: 1-1512 (503 amino acids)
Biological process (GO): transmembrane transport
Molecular function (GO): transmembrane transporter activity
Source: RefSeq, a predicted model, not a curated record